Molecule: messenger RNA, 1509 nt
Organism: Rotaria sordida
Lineage: Eukaryota; Metazoa; Rotifera; Eurotatoria; Philodinida; Philodinidae
Source: the annotation of a GenBank genome assembly
AUGCCUGAAAUAGGUCAAUGUACUCAUAUAACAUGUGAUAAUGAAAUAAAAGAAUUAUAUAAAUGUCACUGUUGUUUACGUCUUAUUUGUCUCUAUCAUUUGAAUAUACAUGCUGAAAUAACAAAACAAAAUAAUAAUCGACGAUUAGAUAAUCUUCGUAAUGAAUUAAAUACAGUUGUUAAUACACUAAAACUAAUUGUUGAAGAAAAAUUAUUAACUAUUGAACAUGAACAAAAUUUGAUUAAACAAGCAAAAAAAUUUCUCGAUAUAUCCAGUAGUUCAAUUGAUGAAUUACAAAAUAUUUUCGAAAAAAUUAAUCAAACAAUAGCAUUAAAUCGUUUAGAAGGAAUCAUGCUGAAAGUCGAACCAUCAUUAUCACAAACUAAAUAUUGUUCUCGUGUUUCUGAUUAUAAUAAGGAAAACAUGAAUUCAAAUGAUGAAGCAGAAGAAUUGAAGAUCUCAAAAGAUGAUGAAUAUUCAACGGAUAUCGAUCACCAUUUUGAUGGUACUGUUUCAUUGAAUGAAAGAAUCGAAUCUAUUCAGAAUCAAUAUGUAAAUGAAAAAGAAGGGAAACAUAAAUUAAAAUCAUAUAGAUAUAUUUUUAAUACAUGUCCAUUAACAUUUGAUGGAGCAUAUGGUCUUACUAAAGCAAAUCAUUCUAUUAAAUUUUGUGAGCAUGAAACAACUCGUCGAAUCGAAUUAUAUUUCCAUUUUACUCGUAAACAUCAAUUAAAAAAACUUUAUGCUCAACGUUUAGUACAAGCUAUUGCUAAUAAUCAAGAUCCUCAUAUAACAAAAUUAUUUAAUGAAAAUGAAGAUGUACUUGAUCAUUUUUAUAAAGUUCAAUGUCCUUUUGUUUAUGGAAAUGUUAAUACAUUAAAUAAUAGUCGACGAAAAGUAAAUAUUUUACCAUGUCAACAUCGUUUAGUUGUACUUUAUAAAUUAAAACAUCAUUUAAGAGCGACUCAUAAAAUAUCGAAUUCAUUGGCACAAAAAUUAACAUCUCAAUUUUUUCCUAAUCCAAUUCUUCAUGGUCAAGUCCUAACGUCUGGUAUUCCUUUAUCAUCACCAUCGGGUACUGAACCAGCAUGGGAACAUGAAUUAGGUUCAGCGAAAACACUUCGUGAACGAUCCAUGAAACGUAAACAACAAGAUAAAGAUCUUAUUGAUAAAAAAUUUAAUUUAACAAUUCGUGGUGCGCUUGAUGAAAAAGAAGUUGAUGAUAAUCUUAUAAAUAUUGAUCGUGCUUUAUCUGGAUCAAAUCAUUCAAAUUCAUCCAUUCAUUCUCAUUAUAAUAAUAAUCAUUAUCAUCAAACAAAUAAUAAUUCUCGACAUACGAAUAAUUUACCAACAAAUGAUCAUAUUGAUAGUCGAUCACGACGUCAUUUACAUGAUUUUUUUUCUGAUACACAAUAUAAUAAUCGUAAUUGGAAAGAAAAAUCAUCAACAAAAGACAAUCAAUCAAUAUCAUCUAAAACAAAAGAUGUAUCAUCUUUUAAAAGAAAUUAA